This is a messenger RNA of Neodiprion fabricii, 783 nucleotides long. RefSeq names its product UPF0602 protein C4orf47 homolog. The transcript is spliced from 3 exons. Lineage: Eukaryota; Metazoa; Arthropoda; Insecta; Hymenoptera; Diprionidae. Bases 1 to 783 code for a protein of 260 amino acids. The record is from RefSeq and is a predicted model, not a curated record.
AUGGCGACGGGUGGACAGAUCCGUCCGGGGCCUCGGAUUGAGCUGUUUGAAAAAAAGUUCGAGCGUCUUUUCACGGGUGAAGCCUUGUCCGAGACGUGGAGGGAGGAGAGCAGGAAGAGGCUCUUGGAGCGUAAGAAGAACGUCGGUCCUCGAGAGUUCCAGACCGGAGGUCCUGCGAAGAAGCAUUCAACUCCGAAUGAUUUCUACGGUUGUUUCUCGAACCCGGCUGAUUCCCUCGAUCACGCGCCCUCGAUCAAACCAAAGAAGAAGGAGAGCGACGCCCUGCCGAACUGCAAAAUAAAACCGAAUCCCCUAGGCGGUCCCGGAUACGCAAAUAUCUGCCUCAGUCCCGAUCCGAAACACGAAACUGAUCCUUACGAUAGAAAAAAGGUCACGAAAGAACGCGAGGCUCGAUUUCUGACUACGAGCGUACCACAGCCUUACUUUCCGCCGAAUCCUUACACGGCAACAACCUUUGGCCCGAUGUACGUGGCUCCCGCUCUUUCCCGAUCGCCGGUGAUCGGAACGGGUCACAUCUACGUCCCAGGACCGAAGAAAAUCGGGGGCUGCAAAGCCGGGUGCUUUGAUAAAUAUCCACCCUACGAAAGUUCCCCCUACGAUAUCAAGAAGGAACGUGCCAGUCCGCAGGCUAGAUGGCUGGGCGGCUAUCCUCCGGAGCGUGAAAAAUAUACGAGAAGUAUAAUCGAUUACGGUACACGGAUAUCGUGCAACGCGAACAACUACCCCGAGUACAGGGAACGGAUCUACCCUCUCAAGUAUUGA